This is a messenger RNA of Boleophthalmus pectinirostris (great blue-spotted mudskipper), 4629 nucleotides long. RefSeq names its product septin-7. Gene Ontology annotation, molecular function: GTPase activity; GTP binding; molecular adaptor activity. Gene Ontology annotation, cellular component: septin ring; microtubule cytoskeleton; septin complex. The transcript is spliced from 12 exons. Gene Ontology annotation, biological process: cytoskeleton-dependent cytokinesis; cilium assembly. The record is from RefSeq and is a predicted model, not a curated record. Bases 16 to 1302 code for a protein of 428 amino acids. Lineage: Eukaryota; Metazoa; Chordata; Actinopteri; Gobiiformes; Gobiidae.
AAAAGUCUAAAAUGUAUGACUAAAUCUGAUGUUUAUUGUAUCUUCCAGCAGCAGAAGAAUCUGGAGGGGUAUGUGGGCUUCGCCAGCCUGCCCAACCAAGUGUACAGGAAGUCCGUGAAGAGGGGCUUUGAGUUCACCCUGAUGGUCGUGGGUGAAUCGGGCCUGGGCAAGUCCACACUCAUCAACUCCCUGUUCCUCACAGACCUGUACUCUGCAGAAUACCCCGGGCCCUCACAUCGAAUCAAAAAGACUGUACAGGUGGAACAGUCCAAAGUGCUAAUAAAAGAGGGUGGUGUGCAGCUGCUCCUCACCAUCGUGGACACCCCGGGCUUUGGAGAUGCCGUCGACAACAGCAACUGCUGGCAGCCCGUCAUCGACCACAUAGAUAGUAAGUUUGAGGACUACCUGAACUCAGAGUCUCGUGUGAACCGCCGACAGAUGCCCGACAGCAGAAUCCACUGCUGCCUGUACUUCAUCGCCCCCUCUGGACACGGACUGAAGCCGCUGGACAUCGAGUUCAUGAAGAGGCUCCAUGAGAAGGUCAACGUGAUCCCACUGAUCGCCAAAGCAGACACACUCACCCCCGAGGAGUGCCAGCAGUUCAAGAAACAGAUAAUGCGUGAAAUCCAAGAACACAAAAUCAAGAUCUACGAGUUUCCAGAGACAGACGACGAGGAGGAGAACAGGAUGGUCAAGAAGAUCAAGGACAAACUGCCAUUGGCCGUAGUAGGAAGCAACACUAUCAUCGAAGUGAACGGAAAGCGGGUCCGAGGGAGGCAGUACCCCUGGGGAGUGGCAGAAGUUGAAAACGGUGACCACUGUGACUUCACCAUCCUCAGAGACAUGCUCAUCAGGACCCACAUGCAGGACCUGAAGGACGUCACCAACAAUGUCCACUACGAGAACUACAGGAGCAGAAAACUGGCUGCGGUCACCUACAACGGAGUGGACAACAAUCGCACCAAAGCACAACUCUCCACCAAGAGUCCUCUGGCCCAGAUGGAGGAGGAGAGGAGGGAACACGUGGCCAAGAUGAAGAAGAUGGAGAUGGAGAUGGAGCAGGUGUUCGAGAUGAAGGUCAAGGAGAAGGUGCAGAAGCUCAAGGACUCGGAGGCUGAGCUGCAGAGGAGACACGAGCAGAUGAAGAAGAACCUGGAGGCUCAGCACAAAGAGCUGGAGGAGAAGAGACGCGUGUUUGAGGACGAGAGGAACAAGUGGGAGGAGCUACAGAGGCUGGAGCAGCAGAAACUCGAGGCGUCCAGAACUCUGGAGAAAAACAAAAAGAAAGGCAAGAUCUUCUAAUGCGGCGGGCAGUACCACGCUGGGUCGUGUUUGCCAACGACUGCGGUCAGGACUCCGGCGUGCGGCUCUGACCCCGCCCUCCCGUACGCCACCGCUCCCGGCCACCAGAGGGAGCGCCGGGGUUCCGCACUGCCUACGGACUCAUCACCAUCAACGAAUGUGUUUACUUUAACCACGCCACAAAAGAUAACCCCAUUUUAGAAAGGCCAAACCCCCAUCUGUUCUCAUGCCAUUCUUUUCUCAAAGGUGCAAUAUGUAACUUUUUGUUUGAGGGGUCCGUCACCUGCUUGUUUCUAUGGAUACGUCUAUAUGUACUCUGCCUGGAAUGUUCCACAGUAUGACAUUAAACAGCUCUACCUUAUAUUGAUUCAAUUACAGGUGGUUUUAUAGCUCAAAAAUACCUAGAUCUGACCUGUAACCUGGUCUGGUUUCAUCUCCAUGAAGACGAGAGACUGAGAAACAUUCCAGACAAAGCAAUAACAUCUUCAUGGAGAAAAAUAUUUGUUGGACCCUCCACCAGAAAAGUUACACAAUGCACCUUUAAGGCUCAUUUGUGCUCUACGUUCUAAACGCGUACACAUUUCUGUUGGUCUUCUGGGUUGCCCUGUCCGUCAUUUGGUCCAUCUCUUCUUCAAAAGCAGUGGAGCUGUACAUGAGCUGACCACUGGGGGCAGUAUUGAACACAACUCGAUAUUGGAGGCAAACAUAAAAUAAAAAAAAAAGUCACUAAAACCAUCUACAAAACAAAUAAAUGUUUUGCUCUCCACAUUUUUCCUGACUUUUUUCCACCAGAUACGAUUGGAAAAACUGGACGCCCUCAUGUUUGUUGCUCUAUUUUGUCCAUUUUGGUCAGUUCCCAAACAGACUUUAGUGCCCUCUGGUGGUGGCUUAAAGGUGCACUGCACAACUUUUCUGAUGGACGGUCCGCUUCCUGCUCGUCUCCAUGGCGAUGUCAUUGCUUUGACUGGAACAUUCCACAGUACACAUUAAACCGAUCUAUCACGAGGGAGACAAGCGGGUUACAACACUACGCUACAUUACAGUUCAGAUCUGUGGAGAGGCGCCUCUAUUUACAGACAGAAUUACCGUAUAUUCUGGACUAUAAGUCACACGGGACUAUAAGUCGCACUUUUUGGGGAAAUGUAUUUUGCAAAAUCAGAGACCAGGAACCGACAUUUCAUCUUGAAAGGCAAGUUCUAGUAUUAACAACAGACUGAAGUUACUUAUAUUAAUAUUAACAGUUAUUCAGAUAAUUAUAGCAUAAACAACAGAAUAUAAGUUUACCAAACUCUCCAUCUCACUCCAAAUCACUAAAUCUAUUGAAUUCUUCAUCCUCUGUGUCACUUCUGUGUGACCUCCGGAGAUAAACCAUAGAUCCAUGAUGUAAACAGAGCGCCACUUCCUCUUCUGUGUCGCUGUCAUCAGACUCAGCAUCAGUUCCAGUUAGAAUUAUUCCGGCCUGGCUAUCAGUCUGAAAAUUUUAAUAUAUAAGCUGCACCGGAGUAUAAGUCGCAGGAAACACCCAAACCAUGAAAAAAGUGCCACUUACAGUCUGAAAAAUACGGUAUUUUAUUUUAAAGCAAUAGAAACACACGUAAUGAAUAAAUGCAAAAUGAUGCGUUUAAUAUACAAAAUUUCCAGCGAGACAAGUAGUACCCAAGAAAAGUUACACAGUGCACUUUUAACUGAACACUGUCUUUACAUUGGAGAUAUUUGGUUUAAGUAUAAAAAGUAUUAACGCAGUGACGCACGCAUGUGUUUACGUACAAAAGUGGAGCAUAAAUGAGCCUUUAAUGUAAUCGUCGUCAUACUGAUUCUGUCUCAGCCCCUCCGCUGCUCUCUCUAAAACCAAGGUUGCUUCGAUGGACUUGUGUGUGUGUGUGUGUGUGUGUACAGUUAAAUUUCAGACAAAAUGUUGUACAAUCAUCUUCUGGUGGUGAAUUUGUUUACAGGAAUUCUGACGUGUGAAUAGUACGGUAGCUCUGAAGGGACAAGUGGCAUGGUUGCAAAAACUACAACGAAUAUACAAGUGAAAGUGUCUAAUUAAAGUAAGUUAAAGGGCUCAUAAUACACGAUUUUUCUCAUCACAAACAGACCUGGAGUUGUGUUUUGUUUCAUUCACACGUUUAACACACAAAUUUUGCAUAUUUACAGGCUGAGGAAGUGCUCCACUGUGUUUUUAAACUCCAUACACCUUCACUAGAAUCAUUUGGGUGAUUUUUACAAAGAAUUGCUCAUUUCUAUUAAACAAAAAGUAAACAGUAGCAGUUCUCUACAGCUUCAUGACAUCACAAAGUGGAACAGUGCAUUUUGAGCUUUAUAGAUAUACACAGACUAAUAAAGUGUUACUCAAACAUGUGUGAAUGAAACAAAACACAACUCCAGGUCUGUUUUUGAGGAGAUAACAACAUUCUAACACGGCUUAAAGCUCACAAGAGUCAAUUUUACGUAAUAUAGGACCUUUAAAGGGACACAAUGUAACUUUUCUUCUGCGUGGUCAACGUGCAACUUGUCUCCAUGGAGGUGUUUCUUUUUUGCCUAGAAUGUUCCACAAAAUGACAUUAAAUAAUCUAUAUCCAUGGAGACAAGCAGGUAAUGUUACUAGACCCAGUUUUACAAGUCAGAUCUGCUCACUGUUACAUUUUUUUUCUAUGUUUUUUUUUUUUUUUACAAUAACAUUCAAUAAAAAUACAAUACUGAUAAUUUUAAUGUCAUACUGUAGAAUCAUACAGGCAACAAAAUAUCUCCGUAGAGACGAGCAGAAAAGUUACAUUGCGGAGCUUUUAAAUACUUUUGACUUUGUGCUCUUUUUUUAGCCGUAAAUUAAAGUUAUAUUCCAAGAUAGCUUUUGCAACCUCCCAUAAGUAAGUAUAACUCUGCAUUAUUUUUGUGUUUUUGUGAUUUGCGGUCACUUGUCCUUCGGGGCCUCCGUAGUAGUGAACCUUUUAUGGUGAGGACGUGAACUCACUCAUUUUACUUUAGACUUUGCGUUACAGUUGAAAGUGCAGAAAUAAAACAAUAAAACCGCACCUUGGGCCUUUUUAUAGAUAUGAAUUAUGUAACCCCCUCCUUCUCCCUUUUGUGUUUAUCUAUUCUUGGACCACCAUUAUAACUUUAUUUUUAUAUAUACCGAGCCAGCUGAAGUUCUCACAUCUUUUAUAAGAAAAUCUGUUUGGAUGUGCCCUGGUUGAACUAAAGGACUGUUUAAAGUGGGACAUGAAGAGACAACACCACACUUUGCUUUGGCUAUGUAUCCAUUUGUAUUUUUAAUGUUGUUUUUCAUUUGUACUUGUACAAAGUCACUUAAUAAACCUGUGAUGACAUGGA